Molecule: messenger RNA, 513 nt
Organism: Danaus chrysippus (African queen)
Lineage: Eukaryota; Metazoa; Arthropoda; Insecta; Lepidoptera; Nymphalidae
Source: the annotation of a GenBank genome assembly
AUGUCUGUACGUGAUCAAAAUAUCAGUAGAUGGUUGGAGGAGUGUGAUUCAGAUUCAGAGGAUGAAAGGGACGUGCCGGAAAUACCAAAUGAAGAUUGCAGUGACGUAGAAGAUGUACCAUUAGACCACGUCAUUGAUGGAGAGUGUCAAUCGGACUCUGAAAUUGAUGUUUAUGAGCUAAGAGAAGAUGAUGAUGAUCUGCCAGUUGACGAUGCAUCUUCCGAUGAUGAUGUUCUAUUGGCAAGGUACAGGAACUAUUACGGAAAAAAUCGGUUCCGUUGGUCGUCUCAACCUCCAGUUUCGCGAUCAAGGACUUUCAACCUCCAACCUCCAGGAUUGAAAAGGAACACAAAAAGACUGACUGAAGAUCUUGUCGAACCUUAUUUAAGACGUCGAAUAAACCAGUUUGGAUUGCAAAGGGAACUUCAGAAUACUAUUGGCCGGGUUCUCAAAAUAGAUGAAGAACCAAGAACAUCAUCAGCAGACAGUUCUGACAAGUUGGAAAAACGCUAA